Messenger RNA from Drosophila biarmipes, 2485 nucleotides. RefSeq names its product Y+L amino acid transporter 2 (gene mnd). The transcript has 4 exons. Lineage: Eukaryota; Metazoa; Arthropoda; Insecta; Diptera; Drosophilidae. Gene Ontology annotation, molecular function: L-amino acid transmembrane transporter activity. The record is from RefSeq and is a predicted model, not a curated record. Gene Ontology annotation, cellular component: membrane. Gene Ontology annotation, biological process: amino acid transmembrane transport. The coding region runs from base 511 to 2010 and encodes 499 amino acids.
AGUUUGAACUCAGAGCGUGCGGCGAGCGGUACGCUUCGGUCCGGUCCAUCCGGUAUUUUGUAGUUACUUUUUCGAAACCUUUCUCAAACGAAACCCCCGGCACAGGCGACACCAUUUUCGGUUCCUUGAAUGAGAUGCCGCUGCCGGGAGCACAAUAGAACCACGUGUGUCACCAUACUAUGUACCUUAUCGCCCCCGACCAGUGUGUGCGUUUGUGUGCUGAAGAGGCACUGGCGUAAGUGAAGCGCCGAACAAAACAGAACCAAAGUCGGAAAACAACACAAAAACCAUGUGGACUGGAGCCAACUGAACUGUAUUCGAAGCUCCACGCUGGCACAAAGAGUGAGCUGAUAAAAAAAACCGAGAAAACUGCAAGAAAAUCCCCAUAAAGGCAAUGGACUUGUGCACAUAAAUCCAGCCCUAACAAACCGUGAAAGUUACCCCAAAAAAUAUAAUUACACUAAAGGGUUAUAGGAACAAAGAAAAAGCCACAUCCAAAUAUUCCCAAAAAUGGCGCGCGUGCAGGCCAGCGACUCCCUGAUACCCCGCCAGGUGUUCGAGGUUCCUCCGGCGGAGCCCAACAACUCGGCGGCGGACAGCGGCAGCCAGGGUUCCGGGGUGAAGCUGAAGAAGCAGAUCGGCCUGCUGGACGGCGUGGCCAUCAUCGUGGGCGUCAUCGUGGGCUCCGGCAUCUUCGUGAGUCCCAAGGGCGUGCUGCAGCACUCCGGCUCCAUCGGCCAGUCCCUCAUCGUCUGGGUGCUCAGCGGUGUGCUCAGCAUGGUGGGCGCCCUGUGCUAUGCGGAACUGGGCACGAUGAUACCCAAAUCUGGGGGAGAUUACGCCUAUAUAGGGACUGCUUUCGGCCCCCUGCCUGCGUUCCUUUACCUGUGGGUGGCCCUGCUGAUUCUGGUGCCCACGGGUAAUGCCAUCACCGCGCUGACCUUCGCCCAGUAUCUGCUGAAACCCUUCUGGCCGUCCUGCGAGGCGCCCAUCGAGGCAGUUCAGCUGCUGGCGGCUGCCAUGAUAUGUGUGCUGACGCUGAUCAACUGCUACAAUGUGAAGUGGGUGACACGUGUGACGGACAUCUUUACGGGCACCAAGGUAGUAGCCCUGAUGGUGAUCGUGGGCGCCGGGGUCUGGUGGUUGGUCAGUGGCAAUACAGAGCUGUGGGAAAAGCCGUUCUCGGGGGGCCAUCAGAAUCCCGGUUACAUAGCCUUGGCCUUUUACAGCGGCCUCUUUUCAUACUCCGGCUGGAACUACCUUAACUUCGUGACCGAGGAGCUGAAGGAUCCCUACCGUAAUCUUCCCAAGGCCAUUUGUAUCUCCAUGCCGGUGGUCACGAUCAUCUACAUGAUCACGAACAUUGCAUACUUUUCGGUGCUCUCGCCGGACGAGAUUCUGUCGUCGGACGCCGUGGCCGUCACCUUCGGAGACAAGAUGCUGGGCUUCUUCUCCUGGAUUAUGCCAUUCGCAGUGGCCUGCUCUACUUUUGGUUCAUUGAACGGAGCGAUCUUCGCAUCGUCCCGACUCUUCUUCGUGGGCGCCAGGAAUGGUCACCUGCCGGCAGCCAUUUCGCUGAUCAACGUUAAUUGCCUGACGCCUGUGCCUUCGCUGAUAUUCCUGGGCCUGAUAACCCUGCUGCUGCUCUUCAUCAAGGACAUCUAUGUGCUGAUCAACUACGUGAGCUAUGUGGAGGCGCUGUUCACGCUGAUCUCGGUAUCCGGACUGCUGUGGAUGCGCUACAAGCAGCCCAAGACGGAGCGACCCAUCAAGGUCAAUUUAGCACUGCCCAUCAUCUACCUGAUCGUCUGCCUGUUCCUAGUGAUCUCCUCGUGCAAGCAGGAGCCCUUCGUCGUGGGCUUGGGAACCAUCAUUAUACUGUCUGGCAUUCCGGUCUACUAUCUGACCAUUCACAAUCCGGUCAAAUGGCUGGCGGACACCUCGCAGGCCAUCAAUCUGUGGUGCUCCAAGUUCUUCAUCUGUAUGCCCAACCAGGAGAAGUUCGACUAGGGACGCAGGACUCUACGGCCCAGCAGAGGGAGUGCCUUUUGUCGAUGCAUCGAUCAAUCAACGCAACUAUCGAAGGGAAUAUCUUGUAGUUAGCCUAAGUCUCAAUCUAACAUUAAGAUAGGUUAGCGAUGCGAAACUUGGAAGCCUACGCACAACAUUACGAAAGUGUUAUUGUAAAUAACUCAAAUGCAUUCUGGUGGGGAGGUGCCUGCCCAAUUUAUUAUUAUGAAUAAUUUGCUAAUUAUAUUACUGUAUAUUUCAACCCAAAAAUGAGUUCCUCGUCAAGUGCAGAAAGUAGGGACACGUCGAUUAGGCAUGUCUAUUAUACAAAAUGCGAAACAAUUUUUACACAUUAUACAAGUAAUUAGGAGCUUAUUUAGUAAGUAAUAAUUAUUAUUGAAGCAUCUUUUGCGAAAUGUAAAAAUCGAAUUUGUUUUGUAUAAGAAAGUUAAUAAUAAACCAACUAAAUCUAAAA